Dibothriocephalus latus is the source of this 669-nucleotide messenger RNA. Lineage: Eukaryota; Metazoa; Platyhelminthes; Cestoda; Diphyllobothriidea; Diphyllobothriidae. The record is from the annotation of a GenBank genome assembly.
AUGCGAAAUUGGCAGAACAAGCUGAAAGAUACGAAGGUAUUAUCAAAAUAUUUAGUGACACAGCUAGAGAUGGUUGGAUUUAUGGAUUCCAUUUCAAAAUUAGGAGUUGAACUCACCUCUGAAGAAAGGAAUUUGUUUUCGAUAGGUUACAAAAAUUUCAUGGGCGCAAAGCGGCUUGCGUGGCGUGCGAUCGCUCUAGAUGUUGAGCAAGCAGAGAGAAGGGCUGCUCGUGAAGUUCCUUGUUUAAGACGUUUCAAAGAUGUAAUCGAAGAAGAAAUGCGCCAACUUGCUCACAAGCUUAUUCAUUUAAUUGAUACGUCAUUAUUCAAGCCAGAACUAGAAGGCGAACCAAAGGCUUUUUACCUAAAAUUUGCCUACAAAGAUGCCUACGAAGUUGCUACGAGCUUACUUCCACCGACACAUCCAAUAAGACUUGGAAUUGCUCUGAACUUUUCUGUAUUCUACUAUGAAAUCGCGAAUUCGGCUGACCGAGCUUGUAAGCUUGCGAAACAAGCCUUUGAUGAUGCAAUUGCCGAAUUGGACAAUAUCUCUGAGGACAACUACAAGGAUGCAACGCUUGUUAUGCAGCUCAUUCGCGACAACUUGACACUCUGGACUACAGAUAUGGCGUCCGCCACCGCGCAAGAAGAGAAGAGACCAGUACGAUAA